GUAAGACGUUUAUUGACAAUAUGGCCGCUGUGCUGGGUUUGGAUUUGGAGAAAACUGUAAUUUGACAGCACCCACCGGGGCUGCGAUAACAACCCAUUUCCAUAUCAGGAGUGUACAGAACAGAUGCAUUUGAAUGAAGGGACCUGCGAAUCCACGGGAUGGUGUCAGUGAGCUGAGGAAACGUUCAGAGUGUCAAACCCGUCAUGUCGUUUUUCAAGAGGAAAGCCAAAAGCAAAGAACCUGAGAAAGUGACAGAUUCUAAAGUCAAUAGAGCUCCACCCAGCCCUCACUCUCCAUCACUUGGACUGAGGAACCACCAUGCCAUCCAGGAAGCUGCCGGGCCCAGCCAUGUGGCCAUCAACGCCAUCUCUGCUAACAUGGACUCCUUUGCCCGCGGUCGCACCGCCAUCCUCAAGAAACAGCCGAGCCACAUGGAGGCUGCGCACUUUGGAGAUCUUGGUCACUCCAGUGUGAACUAUCAGCCCCAAGAGGACCGCUCUCGGCUGUCAAAGACGGUGGAGCAUGUCCUUCGGGACAACGUGGCGAUACCCCACUACAUGCAUUUCAUGGAACACCAGGGCGCUGACCACCUGGUUCGGUUCUGGUUGGAGGCUGAGAGUUUCCGCUCUACCAGCUGGUCGCGGGUCCGAGCGCACAGCCUAAACUCUGUCAAACACAGCUCCUUGGCUGAGCCCGUCCCUGCCUCCCCAGGCGGCUCAGCCGCAACCAAUGCUCUCACCCGGGACAGUAGCAGUGAGCGGCUGGCAGCGCACCCAGAGCAGCGGGACUCCUUCAGCACAGAAGCAGGCCUGAGACCUGGCACCCCUCAAGCUGGAACCCCCAGCAGGCAGGCACCCUCCCAGACAGGGACUCCCUACAAGGCGCUGUCAAACAGCACCCUGCGAGACCUCUCAGACAAACUCAUGAAAAUUCUAGAGAAAGAAGCAGUUAUCAUCUUCACUAAGUACAUCUCUCCAGAUGCUGUGAGGCCCAUCCCCAUCACCGAACAGAUCAGAACCGACAUAGUUGCUAAGAUAUGUGGAGAGGAUGGCAUGGUGGACCCAAACUGCUUCGUCAUUGCACAGUCGGUAGUCUUCACCAUCUUGGAGCAACAGCACUUUAGCGAAUUCCUGCGGAGCCAUCAUUUCUGUAAAUACCAGAUCGAAGUGUUGACUAGUGGCUCUGUGUUCCUAGCUGACAUCUUAUUCUGUGAGUCAGCCCUCUUCUACUUCUCUGAGUUCAUGGAAAAGGAGGAGGCGAUGAAUGUACUGCAGUUCUGGCUGGCAGCAGACAACUUCCAGAACCAGCUGGCAGCUAAAAAGGGCCAGUAUGAUGGCCAGGAGGCUCAAAAUGAUGCCAUGAUCCUCUACGACAAGUAUUUCUCACUCCAGGCUACCAACCCUCUGGGCUUUGGCGACUCUGUGCGGAUGGAGAUAGAGUCGAAUAUCUGCCGAGAGGGGGGGCCCCUCCCCGACUGUUUCACCACUCCACUCAGACAGGCCUGGACCACCAUGGAGAAGGUCUACAUGCCAGGCUUCCUGUCUAGCAACCUUUACUACAAAUACCUGAGUGACCUCAUCAACUCGGUGCGGGCGGACGAGUUUGUGAAUGUCAGCACUGCGGGUCAGGGCGGGCCCGCAGACAACGAGCGUUCGAGUUCAAAUGCCAGCGAAGGCUCUCAGACUCAGCAAGGUACCAAAAGGGCAGCGAUCAAGAUCCUAAAAAACUUUGACGAGGCCAUCACGGUGGACAUCGCCAGCCUGGACCCUGAGUCCCUGUACCAGCGGCCAUACGCCGGAAGGAUGACGUUUGGGAAGGUGAAUGAGAUGGGCCAGUUUAUCAGGGAGGCAGAGCCAGAGCCGGACGUGAAGAAAUCCAAAGGUUCCAUGUUUUCUCAAGCCAUGAAGAAAUGGGUCCAAGGCAACUCGGAUGAGGCCCAGGAGGAGAUGGCAUGGCAGAUUGCCAAGAUGAUUGUCAACGACGUGGUCCACCAGUCAAAUCACGACAGCCCCGGCAAGGCCACCAAGUUAUGACCCCACUGAGGAACCAAAGGACUGGCACUGGCCAAGCCACUGACAAACUAUACACAGGGUUCACCCUACAAUGAACUGCAUCACUCUGAGAACGAACAAGGCAUUUUUAUCACCUCCCCCGCCCAACCAUAGUGUGGCUGUGUGUGUGGCUGUGGCUGUGUGUGGCUGUGUGUGUGUGGCUGUGGGCUUGGGUGAGUAAUUGUUCAAGCAUGGGCUAAUGGAAAAGUUGAUAUACAUCAUUGUUCCAAUCUUCCAACUCCAUGAAACUUUUAAGGUACAUGUGUAGUAGUCAAAGGUAAGGCAACUCUAAGCGCUCUCAUCAGAGUGGAGGAAGUCACUCCUGAAGAAAGAAAACAUACAACACACACACUUGAAGAAAGCCGGCAUGAAGAA
Messenger RNA from Perca flavescens (yellow perch), 2426 nucleotides. It is a transcript of the gene akap10, whose product is annotated as A kinase (PRKA) anchor protein 10. Gene Ontology annotation, cellular component: mitochondrion; plasma membrane. Gene Ontology annotation, molecular function: protein kinase A binding. Gene Ontology annotation, biological process: intracellular protein localization. The record is from RefSeq and is a predicted model, not a curated record. Bases 204 to 2033 code for a protein of 609 amino acids. The transcript is spliced from 15 exons. Lineage: Eukaryota; Metazoa; Chordata; Actinopteri; Perciformes; Percidae.